This is a messenger RNA of Aureococcus anophagefferens, 3762 nucleotides long. RefSeq lists its product as hypothetical. Gene Ontology annotation, biological process: protein dephosphorylation. NCBI's taxonomy places the organism in Eukaryota, Pelagophyceae, Pelagomonadales, Pelagomonadaceae. The transcript has 2 exons. Gene Ontology annotation, cellular component: protein phosphatase 4 complex; nucleoplasm. The record is from RefSeq and is a predicted model, not a curated record. Gene Ontology annotation, molecular function: protein phosphatase activator activity. Bases 1 to 3762 code for a protein of 1253 amino acids.
AUGAGCGACGACACGGGUGGUGCGCCACCCGACGACGCGCCGGCGCCGGCGCCGGCGCCGGCGCCGCCAGCGCCGCCGGAGGACGAGCAGAGCGCUCCUGCGUACCGCGUCAAGGUCUACCGGCUCAACGAGGACGGCCAGUGGGACGACUGCGGCACGGGCUCCGUGACCCUGGCCAAGGGCUCGGCGCCGACGAUCCUCGUGCUCAGCGAGAACAACGACCGCGGCGCGCGCGGCGCGCUGCUCGCGAGCCGGCUCAUCCCGAGCCAGGACGCGUACACCAAGCAGGGCGAGAACAUCAUCACCUGGGACACGCGCCGCGGCGACGGCGGCUCCGCGAUCGCGGACAAGGCCGCGAACGAGACGGCGUGCGUCGCCCUGAGCUUCCAGGAGAAGCACGGCUGCGACGACCUCUACGCGCGGCUCCAGGCCGCCGCCGCGCGGCUCAUCGCCGCGCUGAGCCGGAGCCGGAGCCUGAGCCCGCCGCCGGGCGACCGCGGCGCGCUCGCGGCGCUCCGCGACGACGAGCCGGGCCCGCCGGGCGUCGACGACGACGGCGACGCGGCGCGCGCCGUCGCCGUGCUGUUGCGGCGCCAGGCCGAGGCCGAGGCGGGCCAGUUCGGCGGCGGCGACGGCGACGACGGCGCGGCCGCGAACCACGCGCGCGCGUUCCUCGCGCACGUGCUCGGCGCGCGCGGCGGCGCGCUGGGCAAGCUCCUCGCCGCGGACCCGGCGCCCCAGGCCUGGCACGCCCUGCCGGCGCCGUCGUCCGCCGCCGCGCUCGACGAGUGGGCGUGCACGCUCGCGCGCGCCGCCGCGAGCCCCGCGGCGAAGGAGCGCUACGCGGCGACGCUCCUGGCCGAGGACUGCCUGCUCCUGCGCCAGCUCGCGGCGUCCUUCGACGACGCCGAGGACGGCGACGACGUCGAGGUCCUCGUGAAGCUCGCGGACGUCGUGAAGUUGGUCGUGCUGCUCAACGAGCCGCCGCUCGUCGAAGCGUUGCUCGACGACCCGCUCUUCGAGCCGGUGCUCGGCGCGCUCGAGUACGCGGCGGACCUGAAGAAGCAGCACGCGGCGCUCGCCGUCGACGACGGCGCGGCGCCGCGCGAGCGGCGGUCCUGGGUCGAGCCCGACGAGGCCGCGCGCGCGGCGGCCGCGCGCGCGCCCGCGGCCCCGGCCCCCGCGGCCGCGGCCGCGCCGCCGGCAGGCGCCGCGGACGCCGACGCCGAGGUCGCCGCGGCGACGGCGGCGGCGCCGGACGACGACGACGAGGCCGCGAACCGCCGCGCGAGCGUCGAGUCCGGCAAUUCCGCGGCGACGACGGAGGGCGCCGUGAGCGACGAGGACGCGCGGUUCCGCGUCGGGAGCCCGCUGCCCGGCGCGCUGCUCGGCGACGAGCGGCCGCGGACGGCGGCGGAGGCGCGGCGCGUGCCCCUGCGGCGCCUGGCGCUGCGCGCGUCGCAGAUGCGCGAGGUCGUGCCCAUGGAGGACGCGACGCUGCGGAUGCGCGUCGUCCAGAACUUCCGCGCGGCCGUGCUCAAGGAGGCGGCGUUGCGGCCGGGCAUGGACGACGCCCAGCUCUCGUCGAUCCACGGGUUAGUCUUCAGCAACAACAACGAGAUCCUGAGGCGCCUGUACGACCACACGGACUACCUCAAGCGCGUCGUCGCGCUCGUCGGCUCCGGCGCGCCCGAGGCCGCCGCGGAGUCGCUCGAGGCGGAUUUGCUGGAGGACGGCGACGGCGGCGCCGAGGCCGCGCACCGCCGCGACCGGGGCCUCGCGCUCCGGUUCCUCCGGGAGAUGGUGGGCCUGAGCCGGAACGCGCAGCCGCAGUCGCGCGACGCGCUGUACCGCCACCUCUUCUUCGAGACGGAGCUCUACGGCGCGCUGGCGACGGCGUUGGCGGACUGCGGCCACCGGAGCCGGCCCAGCGGCGCCGGCGGGGACGGCUACGCGCACACGGCCGCCGCGGCCGUCGAGCGCGCGUGCUGCGCGGAAAUCGUCGCGACGGCCGUGCGCGUCAACGCGUCGUCGCUGCGCCACGACGCGCUGCGGCGCGAGGACCACCCGGAGCCGCCGCCGUGGCACGCGGCGCAGAACGGCGGAAACGACGACGCGAACAAGAAGGCGCGGAAGGGCCCCGCGCCGCGGCGGCCGGGCGCCGCGCCGCUCGGCCUGCUGCCGCGGGGCGCCGCGGCCCCCGCGGCCGGCGCCGGCGGCGCGGCGCGGCGGGGGCCCGCGCUCUUCUGGGUCCUGCGGCUGCUGGCCUGCGACGGCGACCUCGCGACGCUCAUGCACGCGAGCGACGCCGCGCGUUUGGUCCUCGACAGCGAGACGAUGGACGAGCCGGAGCGCGACGCGUUCCUCGCCCUCUUCUACGACAAGUACCUGCCCUGGCUCGUGGAGCCCCUCUACGACGUCCGCGUCGUCGGCGGCGACGGCGUCGAGGUGCCGCUGGAGGACGCGGCGCCGGGGCCGGGGCUCCGCGUCGCGAACGGGGCCGCGUGCGCGCACGUCUGCGAGCUGCUGGCCUACUGCGUGCGCGCCCACGCCUACCGCAUGAAGUACUUCGUGCUGCGGAACCACGUCGCCGCGCGCGUCGUCGCGCUCGUGGAGUGCGGCGGCGCGUACGGCGACAAGCCCUUGGUGCUCGCGGCGCUCCGGUUCGUCCGCGCGUGCGUCGGCGCCAAGGACGACUUCUACACGCGCUACCUCGUGAAGAACGGGUCGCUGGGGCCCGUCUUCCGGCUGCUGGGCAACGCGGCGGCGGCGUCGCCGGCGCCGCCGCCGCCGGAGGACGACGGCGACGCGACGAACGACACCGUCGAGCCGCGGCCGCGGAAUCGGCCGCCGCGCGUCGUGCCCGGCGACUCGCUCGUGACGUCCGCCGUCGCGGAGCUCGCGGAGUUCGUCCGCGUCGAGAACGUGAAAGGGCUCGUGGCCCACAUCGUCGAGGUCCACGGCGCGACGCUCAAAAAGUCCGUGCUCCACCGGAGCCUGCUCGAGGGCCUGGAGACGCGCCACGCGCAGAACAAGGACCUGCUGGAGCGGGCGGCGCGGGGCUUCGGCGGCGCCAAGGACGACGCGCCGCUCACGGCCGCGCAGCUCGAGCGGCGCGCGCGCAUCGCGACGGAGGACGCGGACGAGGCCUACUUCGACGACGACGACGACUUCGACGACGACAUGGACGACGCGUCCGACGACGACGAGGCGCCGGGCGCGCCGCCGGGCCCGCCGCCGGGCUUCGCGCCGCGCGAGGCGGCGCGGCGCCGGCCGCCGGGCCGGUCGCCGACGCCGCCGACGGAGGACGACUCGUCGGACAGCGACGCGUCGGGCGACUCCGCGUCCUCGCGGCACCGCGCGAAGCGCGGCUUGGACGGCGCGCGGCGCGCGCAGCCCCGGUCGCCGUCGUCGGCGGCCACGGACGGCGACGACGAGUCGACGGCGUCGUCGAAGCGGCCGCGCACGGAGAGCGAGUCGAGCGACGACGACGACUUCAAGCCCCCCGUGCGGGCGCCGCCCGCGUCGUCCUCGCCGCCGGCGUCCGCCUUCUCCGGCGGCGCCUUCGACGCGCCGAAGCGGCCCUUCGCGCGCCGCGCGCCGACGGCGCUCGUCGUGAAGAAGAUCGAGUGGAGCGCGGAGAAAGCCGCGGACCUCGACGGCUUCGCCAGGGCCGGCAACGACGACGAGCCGCCGGCCGACGAGCCCAACGGCGCGGCGAAGAAGGCCAAGCUGGGGGAGUCCGACGCGUCGCAGUCGUAA